Messenger RNA from Cherax quadricarinatus, 1556 nucleotides. The record is from RefSeq and is a predicted model, not a curated record. NCBI's taxonomy places the organism in Eukaryota, Metazoa, Arthropoda, Malacostraca, Decapoda, Parastacidae.
UCAUAUAAGAAUUAACUUGUGGUUUAUUAUUUGACAUGUAAAAUCAUAGUAACACAAUUGUAAAUAACUUACAGAAUGGAUGGGGUUCGAAUCCAUGACGAGCCAGUCCUAAAACUAACAGACCAGUGUGUUAACCACUGUACCAUGCCGGACGAAUAAGAUUCAUCCAGCUAGGGAUAUUUCACUACCCUAGGAAGGUUAGCAUGGCCUGCACUCUGACCACAUUGCAGGUUUUACGACUGGCUCACCGUGGGAUCGAAACGUAUCCGUUCUAGGAAAGGAAGCCAUGUCAAGACAAUCCCUCCAUAUCGUCCCGUCCCAUUGGAGGCUGGAGCUUCAGAUGAUGAUAAGGAGUCCAGAGAUCCUAAGCUAAAAAGACGAACUGGACGCCCACCGGGUGUAAAGCCAUCUGGAAAACUCGGUGAAAUCAUUGUAUCGGGAGGCAGUAAUGCUAGUUCCAGUGGGGCGGUGGAGCAACACGACAGAGGACUUGUAGAAGAGGACAAUACUGGUGUAACCCCUGGAAGUUCUGGCAUAUCUCUGGGAGGCAGUGCUAAUUUAUCAAUAAUCCCAAAUAAAGCUGAAAGAGCAGCUAAAAUAUCAGAACCUAGUCUUGCUAAUAGUGCUUCCUUGUCCAUUGCUGUGACCAAGGUUACAGUUCCCAUAACAGUCAGUGUAUUUUCAUCAAAUUCAUCUUCAAUUGCUCCUCCACCUCCUACUUCGUCUCAUUAACACCAUCUUUUCCAACCUCAUUAUCAUCAGUGUCAACAUCAUUUUCACUCUCGGCACCCUCUUCAUCCACCUCUACAACGACUUUAUCAUCGUCAUCAUCAACAACAACAUUAUCAACCACUGUUUCCAGCUUGUCAUCACCACUAAUAGCAUCUGUGCCAUCUUCAAUAUUAGCUACAACCCCCUCUUUACCUCGUCCCAAAUUAGAAUCUCAUCCUCAUCCUCCAAACACUACACUCGAAAAUCCCAACCAGAUAAUCUUGCCCCUCAACCAGUCACAUAAUCAGUUACACAUGCCGUUACCUGCUGAUGCUGACAAAGACAAACAGCAGGAACGAAACCGCAAGCUGCGACGAAAUGGGCCACGAACUCCAAGUGGAAAUAGUAACUUUGGUGACACAGAAUCCAAUGUUUCAAAUGAUGAGGCCCAGUCUAGUGAUUUAGUAUUGAAUAUAUGUGAAGAAAAGAAUCUUAGUGUUGAAAAAGAAUCAAAUAAAGUGCCAAGUAAACCUUUGGACUCCUCAGAUGAUGGUGCAAGCUUAAAUGUGCAGUUUACACCAAAUAUGUCUACCUUAACUUCUAAACCUGUUUCUGAUCCCUUCAUACCAACUAUGGCUGACUUUGCUACAAGUGAACCAGCUAAGAGAGGGAGGUAAGUUCUAUUUUUUAGACAAUGAAGCAUUGUUUUUGUUAACCAUUUAAACCUUUAAAAUAAUGGAUCUUAUAUUUUGUCUUUUAAAUUUAAAUAUCCCUUCCUAAAUUCAACAAUUUCCAGGAACAUGGUCAUGUGCUCUGCUUUUAUGCAGUUUGAGGAAGAGACCUUG